Messenger RNA from Marmota flaviventris (yellow-bellied marmot), 7831 nucleotides. NCBI's taxonomy places the organism in Eukaryota, Metazoa, Chordata, Mammalia, Rodentia, Sciuridae. The record is from RefSeq and is a predicted model, not a curated record.
GUGGUUCUGGGGCUUGUGAUGUCAGGAGGGCAUCAGGGCUGGUAGUGUGCAGGUGUCUGGGAUAAUGGCUUCAGACCCCAGGGUGGCCCUGGGGACACUGGCAUUCCGGAGACAUCUGACACCCAGUCACCCACACCACAGCAGAGGGCAUGUCCCCUCCAGACCUGCUGCUUCAAACACCAUCAGAGGCGACUCACUCCAUCCACGAGUUCCCCACAGACCUGUUCUCCAAUAAGGAGCGACAGCACGGAGCUGUCCUGCUGCACAUCCUCGGUGCUCUGUACAUGUUCUACGCCUUGGCCAUCGUGUGCGACGACUUCUUUGUUCCGUCCCUAGAGAAGAUCUGUGAGAAACUCCAUCUGAGCGAGGACGUGGCAGGAGCCACCUUCAUGGCUGCAGGGAGCUCUACGCCAGAGCUGUUCGCCUCGGUCAUUGGUGUCUUCAUCACCCACGGAGACGUCGGGGUGGGCACCAUCGUGGGCUCCGCCGUGUUCAACAUCCUGUGUAUUAUUGGAGUGUGUGGACUCUUUGCUGGCCAGGUGGUGCGUCUGACGUGGUGGGCCGUGUGCCGGGACUCCGUGUACUACACCUUGUCUGUCAUUGUGCUCAUCGCGUUCAUAUACAAUGAAGAAAUUGUGUGGUGGGAAGGCUUGGUGCUGAUCGUCUUGUACGGGUUUUACAUUCUGAUCAUGAAGUACAAUGUGAAGAUGCAGGCCUUUUUCACAACCAAACAAAAGAGCAUUGCCAACGGCAACCCGGUCAGCAACGAGCUGGAAGAUGGUAAUGACUUCUAUGACGGUAGCUAUGAUGACCCCUCGGUGCCAUUGCUGAGGAAAGUGAAGGAGAAGCCGCAGUACGGCAAGAACCCCGUGGUGAUGGUGGACGAGAUCCUGAGCUCCAGCCCCCCCAAGUUCAACUUCCCCGAGGCGGGCCUGCGCAUCAUGAUCACCAACAAGUUUGGGCCCAGGACCCGGCUACGCAUGGCCAGCAGGAUCAUCAUCAAUGAGCGGCAGAGACUGAUCAGCUCGGCCAACAGUGUGAGCAGCAAGCCGCUUCAGAACGGGACACACGAGAACAUCGAGAACGGGAAUGUCCCCGUGGAAAACCCCGAGGACCCUCAGCAGGACCAGGAGCAGCAGCCGCCACCCCAGCCGCCACCCCCGGAGCCAGAGCCGGUGGAGACUGCCUUCCUGUCCCCCUUCUCCAUGCCUGAAGCACGAGGGGACAAGGCCAAGUGGGUGUUCACCUGGCCCCUCAUCUUCCUCCUGUGUGUCACCAUCCCCAACUGCAGCAAGCCCCGCUGGGAGAAGCUCUUCAUGGUCACCUUCAUCACCGCCACGCUGUGGAUCGCCGUCUUCUCCUAUUUCAUGGUGUGGCUGGUGACCAUCAUCGGAUACACCCUGGGGAUCCCCGACGUCAUCAUGGGCAUCACCUUCCUGGCCGCAGGCACCAGUGUCCCCGACUGCAUGGCCAGCUUGAUCGUGGCCAGACAAGGCCUUGGCGACAUGGCGGUGUCCAACACCAUAGGAAGCAAUGUGUUCGACAUCCUGGUGGGGCUCGGCAUCCCAUGGGGCCUGCAGACCAUGGUCAUUAGUUAUGGAUCCACGGUCAAGAUCAACAGCCGGGGUCUGGUCUAUUCUGUGGUGCUGCUGCUGGGCUCCGUCGCGCUCACCGUCCUCGGCAUCCACCUCAACAAAUGGCGGCUGGAUCGGAAGCUGGGCAUCUACGUGCUGGUUCUCUACGCCAUCUUCCUGUGCUUCUCCAUAAUGAUAGAGUUUAACGUCUUCACCUUCGUCAACCUGCCCAUGUGCCGAGAAGAUGAUUAGAGCUGAGCCACCACCCCGCGCCGUCCUGGCCGCCCACCACACUGGCAUCCUUCUCUCUCCCUCCCCCGCCACAGGUCCCUCCUGCCUCAGCCACCACCAUCUGUCCUUUCAUGAGCUGGAAGGAAGGGCCAUCGUGGUCUUUGCCUGGUCCCAGCCCAGGCUGCUGGCCUGCUCCUUGGAGUCAGCCCCCAAGGCAGGGUCCUGAGUUAAGCAGCUCCACAGGCCCCUGAGCUGCCAGCCGCGGGGACAUGGAGUGUCCCAUCUCUUGCACACUUCUGCAUGCAGCUUGUCUUUCUCCUCCAUGGGCAGGCUCAGAAACGAGGCAGUCGGUGCCCACGAGGUCUCCCUGGGCAAGUGCAAAACAAAAGUGCCACUCUGUAGUGUCAGCUCGGGGCCAGAGGAGUGAGGUCCUCAGGCAACAUGUGUCCCCAGGAGCCUCUGACUUCUGCCGGAAGCACUCACGGUUUGGAAGAGGCAAGGCGUCACCCUGCUGGGGUUGGAGACCAUGACAGCAGACAUUCCACUCCUUUUUCUGGAAAAAUUAGAAGAAUGGCAACAUUUCUUUCAUAGCAGAAGAGAGAAACGCAAAUACUCUUAUCCUUUUUAUUGAUGCAGAGAAUGAGCAAUGAAAUAUUUAAAAAUAAAACAUCCGACAGAUCAUCAUACUUGAAAAAUAUCAUUCCACACUAAAAGAUCAUGAUGGGGACCCCAAAAGGUCACCCCUGUACAAAAAUGAAACCUCUGUGUCUCGUCUUGCAUCGACGUGGAGAUGUUUGGUUUGGAAUAUAGAAAAAGGUGAAGGACCAACGUGGAAACAGGUGCUAACUCAGAGACACAGUGAGGACUGCAGUUCACUGCUCGACAUUCCAGACCUUCUGUGUGAGGCAAUGCACUGUCUGUCCAGGUUUGUCAUUUCUGUAAUGUUUUAGAUUCAUAACCCCCCUGUGGAAAGACGCAGUUGUUUAUAUGCCCAGCCAAUUCCAUAACUGAUGGUUUUAGUGACAAGAAAGAGAGAUUUCCUUUAAAACCAUGAAUUGCUCUCUGGUUAGCUAGAGGCAAGUCUGAAAAACAUAUCUUGGAAAUUUUUAGAGCUAAUUUUCUUGAAACUCAUAGUUUACUACAUAUGAAAGGCCGGGGAUAGGAGACUGAUUAAAAAUAGAGAAGCAUGGAACCAUGUUCAACUGCUCUAAAAUGUAUAUUGAAAAGAUUUAUGAACACAAACCUUUCCUGGGUUCUCAAAAGCAAGCACAAAUUAAUUUUCUAUAGAGUGUUCUUUUAUUUUUUUAACAUUUCUAUCGCAAAAGUCUACCGGAUCUGAUGCACUUUUAAUAUUGAGAUAUUUUGCACAGGAGAAGAUGUGGGAGCCACCCCUGUCGAUGUCAGAGGAAAGGUUUUUAGUGAUUCACCAGAAAUCGCUUUAAACUUGGCAAUGAGUUUAACUCCAGUAGCUAACCCCCUCCUGAGACACCAAGCUCAUGACCCACGUUGGAAUUUGUGACUAUGCUCUGUGAGGCCUCCGGAAUUCCAAAAGGAGGAAGUGUUCAAGCCUGCGUCCCCAAGUUCCCUUAAGCAUGACCCUGUGGUGGGACUUGGCUCCCGGCACCAGUUUCCAUCCAGGACUCACAUCAGUAUUAGAGUGACACCAUAUCAAUGCUUCUCUUUCUGUUUCUCUACCCAGAGCCUGGGCUCAGGGGCCUUCAAAUCGAGAAAAAAGGAUUUUCCUAAAAAAUUGGCUAAGCCGGAUGGGAGGGAGCCCAUGCAGCAGUAGAAACUUAGCUGCAAGAGGUUUCAGAGCCACUGGGGACCACUCUGGGUCUGAAUAGCUUAGUUCAAAACACACACACACACACACACACACACACACACACACGCAGGGAUAGUUUUUCCCACAUAUUCAUUUGGUCUUGGGCAGGUCAAGUGAUCUAGUUUAGUGGCCAACGGUAGCAUGCUUGUCCAAGCGCCACCCCACUGCCCCUCCCCAGCUGAGCCAGUGCAUGUGGGUUGGCCAGCCUGGGGCAGCAGGCAUGGGCGUGAGUUUGCACUUGUGGUUGGUUCUUUUUGUUUAAGUCAAAACCUCAUCAAAUAUUUAACUGGCUCCUGGAUUCCCCAGAUCAUCUCCUAAGAUCUGUUCUUAUCUGAAGUCUUUUUUCUUUUUCUGAAAAAGACUAAAAAUCAUUUUUAGAUAUGACAAGGACCAGGGUACGUGGUCCCUGAAGAUGUCCCUGCUGGGUUUCAAUUCACUGAGUCCCUGUGUAACUUUCAGAGAAUAUAUCCUAAUCGCCCUCCUCUCUGCAGAAUCCAUUUGAGGUUAUAAAGUCGACUACAGCUGCAGCUAGAGACUAUGAAGUUAUGUUUUUAAUAUGUAGUAUGCUCCUCUUAGCUAAUGUUCUUUGGACUUUAAUGUGCCAACGUAAUGUCCUUAAAAGGCUCUAUGCAUUUAUGAAACCUAGAAUACUUUAUGAACAGUGUAGGUGAAAAAUUCUCUGUUUUUAACUAUAUAUAUUUCCAUCACAAGUUUAAGAGUUGCUUGAUGAUUUAGGUCUUCAUUUUUUAACUUACGCUUUCAGCCCAUGCCGGAUCACUCCCUUUAUUUUUAUCUCCAAAGCUAAUUAGCAUGGGGUAAUUAUUUCUGCUACAAAAUAGACAAAAAAUACAUUAAGCUCUUCUCUGGGGGGCAGAAAAGCAAAAGGAACCAUGUACUCAGGUAGAAAGUGUCUAUAGAAGCAGGGGCAGGUGAUUCCUGCUUCUGGUCUGGGAUUUGUCCUUACUGGCCCAAGGAUUAGGGUGGACAGUGUGGAGUGUCUUGGGAACCUGACCCUGAAGGAAGGUUCUGGGUCAGCGGCUGUGAGAGACGGAAGGUUAAGGGCACUGCGGACAGUCAGUGUGGCCCCGUUGCUUACCCCGUCCUUCCUAUAACACGGUCUGGAGUCUGUUGGCCUCUGCUUCUCCCUGUCACCUGCCAGCACCUGUGCACACACCUGACUACAGGUGUGUGUCUGCGCCUGGUCAUUCCCUUCCCCACCUGUGAGGGCUCUUCCUGGCUUUUGCCUGUCUGCCCCUGCCUUUACAGACCCGAGCAGCCAAUAGGCACUCACCUUCCCCGAGCCCUCACCAGGGUUUGCACACCACCCAAGCACAGUCCUGAAGACAGGGACCAAAAGCCCCAGCCUGGGCUGCCCGGGGUCUAGGUUUUUCCAACCUUCUCUUCCUGGACACAAGGAUUUGCAAGCUCAAACGCUGCAGCAGCCCACCCUUCAGAGAACCCUGGACUCCCCAGCAGGCAGGAACUCGGGAAGGACGCAGGUGGCAUCUUGGCCCCACACCUGCCUUUCCUCUUGGCCUUCCUCCUCCUGGAACCCCAAGGCCCCUCCCUCUCCUUAAGAUGGGGGUGGAGAAGGCCAGAAGGACAGGGAGAGGGUCAGCUCAUUGCUUCUGGGGAAAGUGGGAGAGAAGCCCAGCACUAGCAGGGAGCAGAUGCAUCCGGGAUGCCUGUGGUCCCUGUCUGGAGCAGCCCUGUUGCCACGUCGUGUCCUUAGAAACUUCUAGAAAUUCCUGGAAAUGCUCUCUGGUUAGCUCUUGGGUGGCAGGAGGUCCCUCAUCCCCACAAUCCUUGGACCCACUGCCCUCUCCAUAUGGACUCGCCCAAAGAGCAUCUGAGCCUUCGCCAGGCGAGAGCGCUCCCUCCCGGGGUUUCUGGUCUCUGCGGCUCCUCACAUGAGCCCUUGGGGCGUGAGGCCUACCAGCCGUGGGGCAGGGGCCUUCCUGUUCUCUGGGUAACUAUGCCCCACUGUGUCAGUUGUGUGGGAACGAGAGGGAGGGUCUUUCACCGUCCAGAUCUACAAGGCGGAGAACCAGGGUCUGCGGCCUCCUGCCAGGUCCUGUCACGGGAACCUUGGCCUCAUGCAAAGGACUCUUCCCCACAGGGCCCAUUCCACGGGUGCAGAUUUUAAAAAGGCAUUUCCACUUAGGUUGUUGCAGUUGCUUGUUAAUAAAGAAACCUGAAACUGGACGCUAGCUUCAUACUUCACCUGGAACCUGGCAGCUAGCUAGCGGGUGGACAUGGGGCUUGUCACAGGGCUGCCGAGCUCCAGCAAGUGGGUGCCGCAUGAGAUCAGGAGGGAUGCCCUCUCGACCCCAGGUGGAGCAGUCUUUCCCAGGAAGCCAGCUGAGUGGUAUCCAAGCUUUGAUUCCUCUAUGGAGAUUUUUUAAAAUCCUAACUUUUCCAUCACAGAUGGCUUGCAGGUUCUACUCGUUGCUGCCAAGCCCUCAGACGUCCUAGGCACACACUGGUAGGGACUAGUGGCCCUGCUUUGUGUCCUCUUUGACCUUCGUGCUUCUAGGACGUUGUGUCCACUCUUACAGAGUCAGUAUCCAGUUGUCCAAGUUGUGAAUCUUCAUCCCGCCUCGUGUCCACCUGAAAUCCCACCCUCUUCCAAUCCCUGUAGCCUCCAAGAGGCAUCUCUGAAGGGCAGGGCCUCAACCGUGUGGUUGUUCCAUCCAUUGGAUUUUCGGGGCUGGGGAUUGGCUACUCCUUCGUUAAAAGCCCGGUGACAAAUUCCAGCAUAAUCCACACCUAUCCCACGGUGUUGCCAGAAUUCAAGCAGCUGUUCCUUAUGCACCUGGGUGGUUGGGACUUUUCCAUUUAUAAGGCCAACAGACUUGUUGAUUCUGGGGGGAGUAUGUGCCCUCCCCACCCCGUCCCUGGAAAACAACACUUUAAAGCUACCAGAGGAACGUGCAGCUUUUGGUUUCUAGAGGCAGGGCUUGGUAUGACCAGCCUUUGUGCCCAGAGGGAGGGACCCAGACAGCAGAGCCCUCCUGCCAGCACUCCAGGGGAAUCCCCCAGGGGACACGUGGUCCCCUUUUAACAGGAGGAGGCCUCUCCUCCCCCUGAAAAUUCAAGGCUUUUCCAAAUAAAAUUUCCUAGGGUUUUUUUUUUCCUGAUCACUGGGCAUCCUGUCUCACCUUCCAUCCCUGACCCUCUGAGCUGUAGACUCUGUGACCACACUGUCCACACUGCCCAAGGCUUGUACCAGGGAAUUUGGGGACCCAGCAAACAGAGAUGUGGCUGAGCUUCUUUGGGGGAUCCCUGUGGGUGGCUGCUAGUCUAGGAGGCCAAGUCUCCAGCUCAGAGCACUAGCUCCCUGGCAGGGUGCCCUCUGCCCGGACCUCCCUUCCAGCUGGGAGUAGCUGCUGGUGUCUGUGCACAAAGGGAGCUUUGAUUCCCUAGAGAGGAGGAAGGCUGCUGGCCACUUGGGGCCAGGCCCGUGGGCAGAUGCAGGAUCACCAAGGCAAGGACCCAGCGUGCAGAGGCCAGGCACUACGAGAUGCCAAGAGGCGGGCUGGGCAUGGCUUCCCCCAGGUAUUUGGAUCUUCCUAGGGCCCACCUUGACUUACCAAGUAGCAGGUGAUCAGGGUUGUCUUGGGUCCUGAAAGGACCUUGUUAAAAAACAGAGCAAACCAAGAACAUCUAGGGCAGGCCACACAUGGCCUGGGUCCCCCACGAGACACUUUGAGCGCGCUGGGCUGCACCCUUAUAUUUGUUCAUUCUCUCAGAGCAGGAGCAAUGGGUUGGAAAGUUGUAAAUAAUAAAUAUAUUUAUGCCGCUAUUUAUUUUUUCAAUAACUGUGACCUCCUGCACUGUGAAUGCUCUGUGACAUGAAAUUCUUAGUUUAAUAAAACUGUCAUUAAAUUUGAAUGAAUUGACAUUCUUGGUUCCUAAACACUGGCAUGAGUUUACUUUUGUUGUAAAGAAAAAUCUAGAGUAAAUACAAACUGAACCUUUAUGAGAAAUCUGGCGGUCAGUAUUGUAAUGCAAUAUAUCAAAAGUCUGUACACUGUCAAUAAAAUAAGUGACCACAAUUUGUCUUUCCCUACACAGAACUUCUAUUCAUGUUUUCAUAGACCUACAUAUUUGUAUUUUUUGAAAGAAUUACACUGGAAUAAGAGCCAUUGAAAACCAUUUUUAUUUGCAUAUGGAGAAAAAAAAUAAACGUCAAAAAGGA